AUGGGGAGUUCCCAAGAAAGCACUGGGGAUAAGAAUGGGGUAGGUAUUUUAGUUGACAGGGACCUCAAGGAGCUCGUGGUCGAGGUUAGGAGGGUAAAUGAUAGGUUGAUGAGUAUCAAGCUGGUAGUUGGUGGGUUUACUGUAAACGUGAUUAGUGCAUACGCUCCUCAGGUAGGUUUGGACAAGGAGGUCAAGAAGCAAUUCUUGGAUGAUUUGGACGAGAUGGUGCGUAGUAUUCCGCACACAAAGAAGUUGUUCAUUGGCGGAGAUUUAAAUGGCCAUAUUGGGGCUAGUGCUAGGGGUUAUGAUGAUGUGCCUGGCAGGUUCGAUUUUGCCGAUAGGAAUGAGGAAAGGAAUUCACUGUUGGAUUUUGCUAGAGCUUUUGAUUUGGUUAUAGCUAACUCGAGUAUUCCAAAGAGGGAGAGCACCCAGUCACUUUCCAGAAUUCAAUGGGCAAGACUCAGAUUGAUUAUCUUCUCUGCAGGAAAUGCGAUAAAGGUCUGCGCACUGACUGCAAGUUCAUCCCAAGUGAGCACCUCACGACCCUACAUAAGCUCCUAG
Nicotiana attenuata is the source of this 561-nucleotide messenger RNA. Its product is annotated as craniofacial development protein 2-like. Lineage: Eukaryota; Viridiplantae; Streptophyta; Magnoliopsida; Solanales; Solanaceae. Gene Ontology annotation, biological process: chromatin remodeling. The record is from RefSeq and is a predicted model, not a curated record. Gene Ontology annotation, cellular component: nucleus. The transcript is spliced from 2 exons. Bases 1 to 561 code for a protein of 186 amino acids.